GCCUCCGUGGCGGUUGGAUGUGGUUUCUGUAAUUACGCAUAUCUUUUGAUCGUGGGGACUGCGUACGCGUUGUCCCUGUUUUUCUUUUACCCUUCAUACUACUGGAAAAUGGCGUAUGGACAAAGCUGAAUGCAGUCCGAAGCCAUAUAUUGAACUGAACUGAACCAAGUCGGGGGCGAGAUCUCUUCUUUUUUUCAGUAGUACGAAUGACGGUCACGGGUGAUUUUAUCUCUUAGCAACACGACCGAACAGUCAGUCGCGCAGACCUUUCCUUCAAGGUACAAGCCAGAGACGAAUUUUACAAUUGAAAAGUAAUCCGAGAAGAACUGGCUUCGUGAUGACAUUCAAAAUAUCGAAUACGUGGCACAAUCGAUACACGUAUUUAUCGAAUUUCAUAACAUCAAGAAAAAUAAUCGAUUCUUUAAUGAGGAGAGAAUCGAGCUUCGACUAUCUGUGAUCGAACAUUAAUUUCUAUUCUAUGUGACAAGUGAUGUGUUGUGUGAUAUGAACGAUAUGAACGAAAGAUAUAAAUAGAGAAUUGUUUUCAUCGCUCUAUUAUGUUCAUUUCGUCUGUGUUCCUUAUAAUGUGCUGCAGUUAUUCCUAACGGUAAUUAAUGAUAAUUAUGCUUUGUAUAAGACAUGGCAGAAAUUUUAAUGCUCCGUCGCUGUUCAACAUGCUCCUGAGAACUCUUUCUUUACGUCGCAGCGACAGGAACACGGGUUCUUACAUCAACGCUAAUGGUGAUUCCAUGGAUGAUGUUCAAAGCAAUGUGUUAGAUACCAAUUCUAAUUGGGAGUUGCUAACACCAGAUGGCUUUCGGUUUUAUCUCCCCGGAAGUGUUGGACUUGCAUGGCUAGAUGCUACAAGCACUGCUCAAAUGAAAACUCAAUUCUUUGAAACAUACAGUGGCGAGAAACUAGAGAAACUAGAGAAAUUAUUAAAUAAUAAUAAUAAUAAUAAUAAUAAUAAUAACAAUAGUAAUAAAUACCAAACAAAUGCGAGGAAAUGGAAAACUAUAAAUCCAAUGUUAGAAUGUGUGGCACAAGAGUGUCCUGUUCUCUUGCGAAAAAGUAUUGAGGAAUUAUUUCCUGGAACAGUCUUGGAUCUAACUUCUUCAGACCUCACUAUCAUAACCAUUAGUCAAAAGGCAAAUCGUAAAUCAUUGAAAUGGCGUACCGACUCUGAAAUGGAGAAACUUGCCAAAUACUUUGUUCUAGGAGCUGUGGACAUUUGCCUAAAACUCAAAAUGGAUGGUUUUUGGGCAGACUUUAUCAAUCCUUUCAGUGGACAGCCUUAUUUUACACCUCGAAAAGAUAAUAAUUUAUACAAAACCGACGAGAGAUUUCGUUGCCUAGGAUUUAAAAUAGAACAAAAAAAAAAUUGCCGGGUUAUUGCCUGUGAAAAUAGCUUGAGAACUUUUGUUGGAAGUCUUUACACAACAGCUCCACCCAACACAAAAUUUUUAAAAGAAUUGAUAAUCAACGAUUAAUGCGCGCUAUAUAUACAGAGAAGAACGUUCAGUUUAUACUUACAUAAUCAGUUCUGUAUCGUCGAAGCGUUUUCACGUGUCUAUGCAUAAUUGACUGAACGAUGUCGCCGCAUAAUGCGUAACAUGUGAGUUUUGACUCUGUUUGUAUACAGCAUCGAUGAAUAUUAUAUAUCAUUAUGCUUUCAAUCGAAUGUUCAAUUGAUAGUGUCCAUAAUCUCUUUUGAGUUCGUAAACUGAUCUACGCUUCUUUAAUAAAGAAUAAAUAUUUUACGUUGUAAUGAAACAGGUUGCAGUAUUUGCAAAUUUUAUUUGGUAAAGAUAUACCCUCUUCAAAAAUCACCAUGAAUAGAAUAAAAUAUUUUCUUGCUCAGAUAAUAUAUAUAUAUAUAUAUCUAUAAUAUAAAUUCGUGAGAGACUAUUUAUAAGAGUGUUACUUCUACUAUGAACGUCUGUCAUAUUGUGCCUAGAAUAACAUUAAGUAGUUUAUCAAGAUCGUAAACCUGUAUUUUCAUCACGGAUUCAAUGCCAAACGCGGCCGCUCGAUUGUUAGAUGUCUUGUGUUACUACAUAUAAUCUCGCGUCGAAGGAGAGAUUUACGGAAUCACACGGUCACCUUUUGCGUUCCCCCACACAUACCAGACAUUAGUGGGGAUGUAGACUAUAUAGUAGAGAUUCAAUCGACAUCACAAUUCGUAUAAUUACGAUAACUAACAAUAACUAAGUAAUCACGAUUACGCUUUUGUAAAAGAACGAUGAAAGUGGGUCUUCUAUCGAAGACCCCGCUUUCUCGCGUCUCGUCGGUUAUUAAGGAUAAACUAGAAACUCCAACAAAAACGUAAAUCAACGAAUGUAACACGAAUCUGUAUGCACGUACCUAAUAACUUUGCUCCCUGACUCGAUCGAAUGAAACGUCUGCUAAUUAAAACGGUGCGAUCGUUAAGUGCAGGUCUUAUAAUCGGAACGACGCGUUCUGUUGCAGCAGCGACGAAGAACGUGUGUCAAGUUACAAGUUCGUCUUAACGCGUAGUCGGGCUAAUGACUUACAGAUCAUAGGUAACUUGGUACCACCAGCAGAACGAGCAUUACGUGCUCGCGCGCACUAAUGAGCCGUAAUUGUUACGGUCAUACGCUUAUUGUAUAAAUUAAUAUAUAUAUAUAGUGCUUACUCGCAACACUCUCUCGAGGUAUUACUCUCCGUCGGAUUUCUCUUCUUUCACAAGCAAACCCGAUUGCACCAACUCUGCUAGCGCUAACUACGACUAAUUAAACAUACCUUCCUCUGUU
Messenger RNA from Harpegnathos saltator (Jerdon's jumping ant), 2774 nucleotides. Its product is annotated as methylmalonic aciduria and homocystinuria type D homolog, mitochondrial. Gene Ontology annotation, biological process: cobalamin metabolic process. The transcript has 5 exons. The record is from RefSeq and is a predicted model, not a curated record. Gene Ontology annotation, cellular component: mitochondrion. The coding region runs from base 615 to 1490 and encodes 291 amino acids. Lineage: Eukaryota; Metazoa; Arthropoda; Insecta; Hymenoptera; Formicidae.